AGUUUGCACUGCUAACUCCGCGUAUGGUAGUGAUUUGAAUUCAAAAGUUGUCAAAUUUUUGAGCGUCGUUUAAAUUAGAUAGGUACCUGCGUUCUUAUUAUUUAAUUUCACUUCUUUGUUUUUUCAAUCAGUAUUUUUAAUUGAGAGUCUUCUGGACGAACUGGUUGAGGUUAUAGAUUUUGUGGUGGAAUCAUACCCAUGGCAAAAUCGCAGAUCCUUCUUCGCAUGAACCAUUUUCAUAAUGCAUCUUAUGCCAAUUGGUUAGUUCUCAUAUUGUGCUUACUACGAAACAAUGUGGCAUAUUCGCAAACCCAAGACGACAAAGAUACAAAAAUAUUUUUGGAAAAACUGGAUACUACAAAGUUCAACCAUUUGGUGGUGGAUAAAGAUCAAGGAUUUGUGUUUAUUGGAGCAGUAGAUCUUCUCUACCAGUUAAGCUCUGAUUUAGAAUUAGUUGCUAGUUGGAGGCAGGAUAACUCUUCUCUGAAAUGCGACGAUUUCGAAAAUGCAUCUAAUGGAAUGCAAAAAUCAAUUGGUAAUUACAAUAAAAUUCUUGUUCUGGAUUAUACAGCUUCUCCUUCUCAAUUAAUAUCGUGCUGGAGCACUUGUGAUGGUUUAUGCAAAAUAUACAGAGUUGAAAAUCCAUUAAGAGAAACGAAUACUGUGAUUGAACCGAUAGUAUCUCGAGAUGAGAAUGCUUCAACUGUUGCAUUCACCGUCUCAGAUCCAGACCAAAUAACACCAUUGUACGUUGGAGUCACUAUUACGACGGGCCAUUCAAAGGUUCCAGCUAUUUCUAGAAAAAUUAUAGAAGAAUACUUCGCAGAUUUUUCUUCUGGAGAUGGGAUCACUCUUAAAGAUGUCUAUCGAGGAAAGUAUAUUAUUAACUACAUAUACGGUUUCAGUUCGGGACAUUUCAUUUAUUUCUUGACCACUCAAAUGAAUUCUACGCAGCCCUCGUUGUACAAAUCAAAAUUAGUUAGGGGCUGUCAAAGAAUCUCAUUCUCCUUUUCCUACACAGAGAUUCCUAUUGAAUGUUAUGAUGAAAUAAAAGGAAAAUAUAACUUAGCCCAAGCCGCAUUCAUCGGCAAACCCGGUUCUAAAUUGGCAGAUUCACUAGGUAUUACUGCGGAAGACGAUGUAUUGUUUGGGAUUUUUGCUCAAAGCAAAAAUCAAACUGAGGGUUAUGAAUCGAGUAAACCAAGUAAUAGAAGUGCAAUGUGCAUAUAUUCGCUGAAAGAAAUAAACGAGAAGUUCUUUCAAAAUAUCCAACGCUGCUACAAUGGAACGGGGUACCGAGGAUUGGAAUUCAUAAUCUCGCCAGAUCUGAAAUGUGAGAAGAUGAACAUACUCAACGAUCCGGGAUUUUGCGGAUCCGAUAUAAAUAUGCCCAUGGAAGGUAACUCUCCAGUAAAGACAAAUGCUUCCAUUAUAUUUGAUACGCUUGUAACGGCUGUUCAUGCACUAUCAUAUUCAAACAAUUUUACUGCUGUCUUUGCGGGUACAAAUACCGGACAUUUAAAGCAAAUUGUGGUAGAAAACACAUUCAAUGCAUACGAAUGCAAGGAUAUGGCCAUUGAUGAAGGAUUUGCAAUAAACUCAGACUUACAUUUUGACUCGAAGACGGAUCACUUGUACAUCAUGACUGAACAAAAGCUGACCAAGAUGAAAAUUUCAAUUCUUAUUCCAUCAAUAUCCUCAUUCCAACCCACACUUGCAUUCUUUGGAGAUAUCAUCAAUGUUACCAUUCUAGGUAAUAAUUUGGCUUGUUCAAGCAACGAUACCCAACAUACUCGUAGUAUUACAGUUGCUGGAAUACCUUGUACCACCUGUCGACCUCUGCAUUCGGCAGAAAUUGUUUGUACCAUUAAUACUAGUGGUAUAACUUUAGCAGAACGUAAAGAAUACGUAGGACCUAUUGAAAUUCGAGUAGAUUGCGUUAUGGCUAAAUCCGAACAGAAUUUUAUUAUUAUUGAUCCAAAAACUGAAAGAAAAGACUCAUUGUAUGGUGGUAACGAUUGGAUAAUUUAUGGUCUAUGCUUCGGUGCUUUCAUUCUUAUUAUAAUCUUCCUCGCUCUGAUAAAACUACUGAUCGCAUAUCGAAAAAAGUCCUUUAAAAGCUUGAAAACUUCGAAGGAAAUGCAACGACAAAUUAACAGGAUGGGCAUGGAUGCGAUAGCGAUGAGACAAUGUAUGAAGCAGAUAGUGGUGGAGAAAAAAAUCGACGUGGAUGGAAGUUUAGCAAACAUAUUGAAAUUGCCAAAUAUCACAAUUGCGUACACGCCUGUUACUGAAACGACUGUAGAAACUGCACCUGACACGGAAUUUUAUCUACCACUAGAUACCAAAUGGGAAUUUCCACGGGAAAAAUUGGUUUUAGGAAGAUUUCUAGGCGAGGGAGAAUUCGGAAGAGUUGUUCAAAGCGAAGCUUCGGGCAUCGUAGAUGAGAAUAUCACGACUGUGGCUGUUAAAAUGUUGAAAGUAAAACAUUCCGAUGCAGAUAUGAUUGAUUUAGUAUCAGAAAUGGAAAUCAUGAAACUAAUUGGAACGCACCCCAAUGUCUUACGUUUGCUCGGAUGCUGCACUCAAAAUGGCCCUUUACUGAUCAUCACAGAAUAUGCAGUUCAUGGAAACCUACUAAGCUUUCUUCACAAGCAUGUUGCUUCUGAAAAUUUUGAAACAACACCAAGCAAGCCAUCUCAAAGGACUUUGGUUACAUUUGGUCUGCAAGUUGCUCGAGGGAUGGAAUAUUUGUCUUCUAUGAAAUGUGUGCAUCGAGAUCUUGCUGCGAGAAAUAUUUUAGUAUCGGAUAACCAGAUUUUGAAAAUAGCUGAUUUUGGUUUAGCCAGAGAUAUUAAAAGCAAAGACUACUACAGAAAAAAAUCAGGUGGCAGACUACCAGUAAAAUGGAUGGCACCAGAGGCAUUGCUUCGUAGGCUAUAUACAGUUCAAUCCGAUGUGUGGUCUUAUGGCAUAUUAUUAUGGGAGAUUAUGACUUUGGGUGGCUCACCUUAUCCCACAUUCACAGACAUGAAGAAACUGUUACGAGAUUUACAUUCUGGGUAUCGCAUGGAGAAGCCCCCGGAUUGCUCUAUGGAAAUGUACAGCAUUAUGCGUCAAUGUUGGAAUUACUUACCUACAGAUAGACCAUCGUUUUCAGUGAUUGUAGAAAAUCUGGAGGAAAUAUUACAGAACAGCGGUGAUAAUGAUAUUUUGGAGGAAUCUGAUUCAUGCGAGUCAAGUAGUAUUGACAGUGAGUGCAGCGAAACUGAUAAUGAAGCUUUGGAAGGUGACCACUUAUUAUCUAUUUCGCCGCAGUAAUUCUUAAAGUUGUUGUCCGAAAAACUUAUGUGUGUACAAUAAAACAUAUU
Planococcus citri (citrus mealybug) is the source of this 3371-nucleotide messenger RNA. RefSeq lists its product as uncharacterized. Gene Ontology annotation, cellular component: plasma membrane; signaling receptor complex. Bases 199 to 3321 code for a protein of 1040 amino acids. Gene Ontology annotation, biological process: protein phosphorylation; cell surface receptor protein tyrosine kinase signaling pathway; multicellular organism development. NCBI's taxonomy places the organism in Eukaryota, Metazoa, Arthropoda, Insecta, Hemiptera, Pseudococcidae. Gene Ontology annotation, molecular function: transmembrane receptor protein tyrosine kinase activity; protein binding; ATP binding. The transcript is spliced from 8 exons. The record is from RefSeq and is a predicted model, not a curated record.